This is a messenger RNA of Hyalella azteca, 1566 nucleotides long. RefSeq lists its product as uncharacterized. The coding region runs from base 72 to 536 and encodes 154 amino acids. Gene Ontology annotation, cellular component: membrane; dendrite; axon. The record is from RefSeq and is a predicted model, not a curated record. NCBI's taxonomy places the organism in Eukaryota, Metazoa, Arthropoda, Malacostraca, Amphipoda, Hyalellidae. The transcript has 4 exons. Gene Ontology annotation, biological process: sensory perception of taste.
UCGUUCUAUGGAGAAAAGAAACGUUCGCAUUAGAAGAAGAGAUAGCUGAAGAGACGCUCGCAUGCCAUCGUAUGUAUGAAAGCCUAGUAAAGCUAACGGAUUCGGCCAACUCUGUUUUCUCUCCGAUGAUCUUCUUCACUUUUAUAUACUACGGCAUGGAGCUUUGCCUCGUCUUGUACGAUCUCGUCCUCACAAUUCUCUACAGGGACCUGGGCACGGGUUACCGGGGUCUGGCAAUGCAGCUGAUCUACUGCUUCGUGUUUGCCGGGAUUCUGAGCAUGCUUAACGAGGCUGGUCAAGACCUGCAGAAUCAGGGGGAGAAAUUUCCCGAAAGCAUGCACAAUGUUACGCUGAAAUUAAGUUCCAACAACAGGAAAAUCUUCAGUUCGCCGUACCGGCAAAUUCAUCAACCCAGGGGCCACGCAUCACACUUUUUCUCCUUCAACCGCCAGUGCACCUCAGCGGUUUCCAGUGGCAUUUUCACGUACAUUAUUAUCCUGGUACAGUUCAAGAAUAGCGAAGUACCCAAAGAAUAGUAGACGAAAAGUCAAAAUUUGGGAACGAGUAUCGAGCACAAAAAUUUUGUUCAAGAACAUUGGUCUGGAAAAAAAAGCCUCAUUCAUGAAAAAGGGUCGAGAACUGAAAUCACAUAAUAAACGAGUGUCGAGCACCAAAAUUUCAUUAAAUACAGUUUCGAUUACAAAAACCUCAUUAUGGAAAAAGGGUCGGGCACCGGAAUCUGAUUCAAGAACAAGUGUCGGGCACAGAAGUCUCACUGAAGAACAAGAGUGUCUGGCACCGAAGCUUCAUUCAAGAACACGUAUCGGGCACCGAAGUCUAAUUCAAGAACACGUAUCGGGCACUGAAGUCUAAUUCAAGAACAAGUGUCGGGCACCGGAGUCUCAGUCAAGAACAAGCGUCGGGCACCAAAAUCUCAUUUAAGAUGAGGUAUUGAGCACCGAAGUCAAAAUGGCACAAGCAACUUAAUUGAAAAAUAAAAUAUCACUCACAAAUUAUCGUAGGGGAGUGAAAUAACUAGAAGUCGCCCCAAAUUACUGAUUCAUCAACGAGAUACAAUUGACGCUUUAUGACAUGAACCAAACAAUUACAUCAUUUUUCGUCAAACAAAAUGUCAGUCAGUACAUGAAUAUAGAUACAAAAAUAUCAUUAAAGAAGUUAAUCAAAUUACACCAUUAUUGAAAGAACUUCUGUCGCUUCUAAUCAUAUCGAGUUACUAUGAAAGUUAUUUAUUCAAAAAUAAUAAUAUUAUUUGUCAGGAACAGAAGUCGUUUCAAAAACCGACAUCUUAAGUGCCUCCUAUACGAACUUUUAAACAUUUUUGCAGGGACAAAUUCCGCAUCGUGAGCAUUUUACGGGAUGCACUCCAAAUUAUCAACUUAUAUAUUCAGAUGCUCAUAAUUCGUAACACAUAAAAAACACUUCUGUUAAUAUCGAAUACAUUAUAUGUUAUAAAUUUAAUGGAUCUGUAGUUUCACCAUCUGAACAUCAAAUUGCAUACCAAAUAACAAAAACGGUUAUUUUUACGCUUUGAAAAAGUUCAAGUUA